Molecule: messenger RNA, 2122 nt
Organism: Fundulus heteroclitus (mummichog)
Lineage: Eukaryota; Metazoa; Chordata; Actinopteri; Cyprinodontiformes; Fundulidae
Product: high affinity immunoglobulin gamma Fc receptor I-like
Exons: 5
Coding region: 2-601 (199 amino acids)
Biological process (GO): cell surface receptor signaling pathway
Molecular function (GO): transmembrane signaling receptor activity
Source: RefSeq, a predicted model, not a curated record
AAUGGUGCUCUGCGCUGUUGUGGGUUGCCUCAGAGUCCUUCCCAGCAGAUCCCAGUUCUUCCAGUAUGAGCCUGUUACUCUGAGCUGUGAGGGAAACUCGUCUGAGUGGAGAGUCAGAAGAAACACAUCAGUAAAAACAAACGAAAUCUGUCCGUCCCCAUCCCAGAGAAAGUCCUCUAUGUGCUCCUUAACUGAGCUAUAUCCAAUAGACUCUGGAGUUUACUGGUGUGAAUCUGCAACAGGAGAACACAGCAAUCAAGUCAACAUCACUGUUACAGAAGGACCGUUGAUCCUGGAGAGUCCUGGACAUCCAGUGAGGGAAAGGGAACACGUGACUCUUCACUGCAGAGCCUUAUCGUUUGUCUCCAAUCUUACUCAUUUCUAUAAAAAUGGCGUCCUCGUUGGGACCAGCUCUACGGGAAACUUUUCCAUCCGACGUGUUUCUAGAUCUGAUGAAGGACUCUACAAGUGCAACGUCUCUGGAGUCGGAGAAUCCCCAGAAACAUGGCUGGCUAUCAGAGGGCACAGUCCUCCAACGCCUACUGCUCUCCUCACACACAUACUACUUCCUGUUGUGGCCGGCUGUUUGUUGCUGAUCUAGCUGAUGUUGCUCUGCCUCUGGAGAAACCACAAAGCAUUUCGGCAGCUUCAACUUCAGAGUUCAAUUCUCGCGUUCUACAGCACCGCAGCUCCGAGGAUGAUACAUGCAGUGUGUCUUUAUGUCACAGCCCAAGAACUUACUCACAUCAGUCACGACCUCGUUGACAAAAUGGAAUUCAUUGUCACUGGAAAUCCAAGCUGGAAUCCACCAACGAAAAAUAACCUCAUUAAAAAAGACUUUUGUGACAGCAUGGCUGUCAGCCUUUUUAGAAACAAAAGCCUCAGUCCAUUUACUGAACAUAGCCACGAUAACAAGGACAAACUUCUUACCUUCAGAAGGAGUCAGUUCAAUGUCCAUCGUUAUGUGGUCAAAUGGUUUGACCUAGAGUCCUCUGAGGGGCACGCCGUGCAUUAAAUGAAUAGCAGAUUAUGCAUGACUGCUUUCAUUUUAUAAUUGGUGCGACAGCUUCUCUAAAAUGUCCAGAAGAUGGCUAUAUAUUUCACAUCAACAGCCUUACAUCAGACCAGAAAUCUAAUACAUUAUUACCUGUGUUUCUUUGGAUGCUUUCCAAACAGUAUUGAGAGAUCCUAGAGCUGUGGUUAGAUAGUAAGAUUAUUUUUGAUUUUUAAGGUUUUAAUCAGUCCUGUCAUGAAAGUCAAGAAUGCUUUACUGUCAGGGCCUGACCCUUAGGGGCUGAUUUAAAAAAACAAAAGGGAGGAGGGACAAAUUUUAAAAUGGAGCUAAUUUAAUAUUCAAUAAAUAACUAAAGUUAAGCCAAAUUUAUUCAUGCCUCUGGCAGGUUCAAAUUUAAAAUAAUUUAAUAAUUUUCCCAACGUGGUUCUUCUGAUCAGAAAAAAAUACUAAAGUUUUGAAGUGGCCCAGUGAGAAUGAUGACUUUAAUCUUAUAGAGAAUCUGUGGAAGGAGGAAAUGAUUAGGGUGAUGACAUAGAGACGUUCUGAACUCAAGGAUGUGAAGUUCUUAACAGAAGAUAAAUAACCAAAAUGUUCUUGAAAACAUCAGCAGGGAUUGAUUGCUAUAAUCCUUAUAAAGAUUUUUCCACUGAUUAUUGGGAAGUCUACACAUUUUUUUUUUUUUGGAAUGCUAUCUGUUGAUAAAAGGCACUUCAAACAAAUGUGAAAUAAAAUACAAUGCACGCCUACUGUGUAGUAGAGACAAAUGUCCUGGUUCACAAAAUUACCAACUGGAAAUCCUGAAUGAUUUCCCCUUAUAGAAACUGUGGAAUCAUAUGUUUAGUCAAAGGGAGUGUAGGGUGCAUCUCUGAGAUGACUGCAGCUGACGUAUGGUGUUUAGCAGAGGUUUUAGAGUAAUGAGACCUGAUCAGCACUGGCACAGUGUUUCCGCAGUAGGCUAUUGCUGUAAGUGUUGAUCUCCAAAGAUAAGAACCAAGCCUGGCUGGCUAAAGUGGCCACCAGAGAGCAGAGUUGGUGGAACGGUGGAAGCCAGAGCAUACAUACUCACGUACUACACACAUUGGUGAUUACUACGUGUACAUCUUAAUA